Messenger RNA from Vigna radiata var. radiata (mung bean), 831 nucleotides. RefSeq lists its product as uncharacterized. Lineage: Eukaryota; Viridiplantae; Streptophyta; Magnoliopsida; Fabales; Fabaceae. The record is from RefSeq and is a predicted model, not a curated record. Bases 1 to 831 code for a protein of 276 amino acids. The transcript is spliced from 2 exons.
AUGGCUAUGGCAUUAGGAGUUGAGCAUAAUUUGCAACUUAAGGUUGAUCGGGAUUCCCAAGCUUACCAGAUUGAUCAAGUUGACCAGGAUUGUUGGAAUUAUCGCGCUGAUCAGGAUUUUCGGGCUGAUCAAGAUUUUUGGGCUGAUCAGGGCUACUGGACUGACGAGGAUUACCUGGCUGAUCGAGAUUUCUUGAUUGACCGGGAUUUCCUAUCUGAUCGAGAUUUCCUGACUGACCGGGAUUUCCUAGCUGACCGAGAUUUCCUGACUGAUCGGGAUUUCCCGGCUGAGUGGGAUAACCAGGCUGACCGGAAUUACCUGGCUGACCGGGAUUACCUGGCUGAUCGGGAUAACCUGGCUGAUCGGGAUAACCUGACUGACCCAGAUUACCGGGCUGACUGGGAUUGUCAGGCUGACCGAGCUGACUGGGAUUGUCAGGCUGACCGAGCUGACUGGGAUUGUCAGGCUGACCAGGCUGAAUGGGAUUACUUGGCUGACCACGAUUACCGGGCUGACCGGGAUUGCCGGGCUGACCGGGCUGAAUGGGAUUACCUGGCUGAGCGGGAUUACCGGGUUGAUCGGGAUACCCUGGCUGACCGGGAUAACCUGGUUGACCAGGAUAUCUUGGCUGACCGGGAUUUCCUGGCUGAUCGGGAUAAAUUGGAUAACUUGGCUGAUCAGGAUUUCCUUGUUGAUCGGGAUAACCUGGAUGAUCGGGAUAACUUGGUUGAUUGGGAUUUUCUGGCUGACCUGGAUAACCUGGUUGACCGAGAUUUUCAAGCUGACCGAGAUUACCUGGCUGAUAAGGAUUUCCUUGCUGACCCAAAUUAG